Molecule: messenger RNA, 584 nt
Organism: Daucus carota subsp. sativus
Lineage: Eukaryota; Viridiplantae; Streptophyta; Magnoliopsida; Apiales; Apiaceae
Exons: 3
Coding region: 141-341 (66 amino acids)
Source: RefSeq, a predicted model, not a curated record
AACAAUAUUUUCCGUGAAUUGAGGAUUCUUGAGAGAGAGCCUAAAAAUAGCAGAAAUACAGGACGAACCAUUUCUGCAACUCAUUUUUAUUAUUUCUCCAAAGCUCAAGCGCUCUCUCUGCUACAGCCUACACACACAGGAUGGAAACUCCUUUCAGACCAAGAGAAAAGCUCUUUGAGAAGCAAAAAAUGUUUCAGAGUGUUAACAAAUUUGUUUAUCUUAAAGCCCCUGGGGAUAAAAUUACCUCUGUUGCCAUUCCUGGUUUCUUAGCAGCUUCCUGUCUCAUCAUGAUUGGAAGGGGUAUCUAUAACAUGUCCCAUGGGAUCGGAAAGAAAGAAUGAUUUAUUUCUGAUGCGUUGAAGAUGACAUUUCGAAGAAAUUUUAGCUUUUUGGCCACAUGACCAUAAAAAGUUUGAGGUCUUUUGCUGUUCAAUAAUCAUUGCCUAGUUUCAUUCAUAUCGCCAUCUAGGUAUAUGGCUUCCAUACUUAACAAUGUGGCACUAGCCUGUUUUUACUGUUUUCGCUAUUGCUUAGAAUCAUGGCGGAGUGUGAAGAGCACAGUUUACCUGUUGACAUUUUUUUGA